GAAAGAGCGAGCUAAAAGCAUGAGUGCGUACUAGUUUUCUGAAUGAAUUGAGAAUCCGAGUCUUGCGCAAACAGAUAAGCGAAGACAAAAAGAACUUGGUGCGCGUGAAUCGUGAACCCUACAAUGAAGAAUGAAAUGUAAGAAAAGCCAUUAACUCGCAGCAGUGUCAAUAACAAAGAGGAAUAAUGUGAACUUUUCCUUGUGUGCAUAGUGAGAGCCGUUGGUGCGAACUGAAUGUGUAAGGAACUGAAAAACCAUCCGGAAAUCGCGAUUUUUACAAGAUGUCCGGACAACACAGUCAAGGCACCCCGGCCAGAAUACCGAAAUCUUCGCCGAGUUCGGGGAAACAGGGCCCCAUGAAGGCUACUAUUCCCAUGUCGUCGGUUUUAAAACAAAGUAGCACACUAAUAUCAGGUAACAGCCCGGCCGUGUCCCCAACUUAUUACUGGAAAAAUAGGACUUCUCCUGACCACUCAUCUGGACAGAGAAGUCCUGGCUCCUCUGCAUAUAAAGGAAAAUCUAAAACUAUGAGGCCAUGCAGUUCAGAUGGCACUAUAAUAAGAAGGACAGCUUCUUUAGACACAAUUUAUCUGAAAGGCCAGUGGCCCAGGGACAGUUUCUAUUGGCACACUGGUAUACUUCAGAUAGAUAAAGCAACACAGACAGACGAAUCCGAUUGGUUAGAUCCAAGAAAGAUCCACAGUAUAUCAGAGACAGAAGAUAAAAUAGAGAAGCUUACUAUAAGGCAAAAACCUAGGGGUACCAAAGAGACAAACGGCAAACACCUCUCAUCAGGAGAUAAUACACUGAACAGUAGUUCACAAACUUUGUCCUCUUGCAUAUUGUCACCGACCUUCAAAGCAACGACGGUCUGUAUACCUAUAAAACCAAUACCAAAAGCGUCAAUCCGUAGCUCAGUGGAAGGUUUGAAUCAGGAGAUCGAGAGGAUUGUCCAGAAAACUGGAGGCGAAUCUCAUAGUAGUAGGAGCGACGAUUAUGAAAAGUUUUAUCAGAUCACUCCGGAAGGACACAGGGCUCCUUUACCUGACUUAUUUAGGAGUACGAGGUCAAGGUCUGUAAAUACGCAGACACCUCAGGACUUCGGGGGCAGCGGCCAUUCUUCGGGGCCACCUACCAGAGACUCUUCUCCUCUCAUGAGGAGGCGAUACAUGGACUCGCCAUUUAGUGAAACAGGCGACAGUGUGGGCUCCAGUCCUGACCAGGAGACCAACAAGCUGGGCACCUCUCCCCACAUUAACAAAUUUCUGGCCCGAGAGCCGCCCGAUGGUUGCGAGAAAGUCCACCUCAAGUCUUUGGACGAGACGAAGUAUGUACCUCUGGAGCACGCCCCUCAGCCAUGCACUUUCAAACUCAAACCCAGUCUCGGCUCGGCUUUUCAUAUUCUACAUCCUAACAUAAGUAACACCGUAGAUCAAGACUUACCGUUAGUGCCCCCUCAACAUGAACUUAACUAAUCUUUUCAUUGAGUUUUUUCUGUAUGGAUCGUUUUGUACGAAAUCGACAAGUUCUCGGUUUUACAACUCAAAAUUCUGUCAAAAAUUGUUUUAAAAUUUAAGCGGACUUGAAAUAUCAAUUUUAGACGUCAAAAUAUUUUUUUGGGGGAUUUUCGAUAUUUGUCUUAAAAAAAUAUCACUAGCUUUAUGUGAAACAGGGUAGUUGAUGAUAAUAAUCAAAUUUGGAUCUGUUUAGAGACGAGCACAGGACGAUCCGUACGAUUCACCACUCGAUUACAGCUCAGUAAUGUAUAAAAAAUAUGUUACGAUUUUGGAAAAUUAUUAUUACGUAGUUAAGUACAUUCCAAAAAGAAUUUUUUCUAUUGAAUUUUAGAGGAUUGUUUAUAAGAAUUUAAACUAGUUGUUAAUCGUGGAAUGAACUGUAAAGAAGCUGUGAUUUUUUAGUAUGAAGGAGACAGAUUUUUCUAAUUUUUAAUAUUUUGAUUAUCGAAUACCUAAUAUUGUACGUAUAAUUCAUAGAUUAUUUUGUGGAAAUCUCUUACCUAGAUUUUUCUAAACUCUAGGAAUUCACUAUUGUGAGUUAUUUUUUAAGGUAUUAAAAUUUUUGUGUAUGUUUAACAUAUCCAAUAAACAGAC
Molecule: messenger RNA, 2111 nt
Organism: Anoplophora glabripennis (Asian longhorned beetle)
Lineage: Eukaryota; Metazoa; Arthropoda; Insecta; Coleoptera; Cerambycidae
Product: protein FAM117B
Exons: 6
Coding region: 282-1475 (397 amino acids)
Source: RefSeq, a predicted model, not a curated record